Molecule: messenger RNA, 1236 nt
Organism: Quercus robur (English oak)
Lineage: Eukaryota; Viridiplantae; Streptophyta; Magnoliopsida; Fagales; Fagaceae
Product: chromatin-remodeling ATPase INO80-like
Exons: 3
Coding region: 1-1236 (411 amino acids)
Source: RefSeq, a predicted model, not a curated record
AUGGAAUUAAUAGAAUCCCAGCCCGGAAAGGGUGAACUAGGGAAAUCUGCACAGCCAAAACUUCCUCCUCCUCCUCCCAAGUCACCCCUUCCUCCUCCUCAGCCGUCUCUGCCAUCCAGACCUGGUCCUGCUGAUCUGAAGAGGAAGAGAGAGCAUAAGGGAAAAUAUGUGGUAGAUGUUGGGAGGUCUCAUCCUGCUCAUGAAGACGAGACCCAGAGAGCUGCGAAGCAGCAAAGGGUCAGCCAGACCUCGCAUAGAGGCGUGGAGAGAGGGAAUACUCAGCCUCUAGAGCCUCAGGCUUGGCCUCCAACACCUAUGCUAAAUGGUGAACCACUGAGGGAUGAUGCAUCACUCAGGGAUUUCAAUAGGGGUAUUGGAUGCCAUAUUGCCUCAGCUCUAGAAGGGGCUCUGUUACUCCCUAAUGAUAUGGCCGAGCUGAGGAACAUCAGGAAGAAUGAAGCUGUCCAAGCCAUUUUUAGGAUUGAGGAGAUAACCAACUCUUACUAUCAGCAGUUGGACGAUGAGAAGAGAAGGCAUGUAGCAGCUGUACAAUCGUUCAACUUUGCUGAUCAAAGCAGUGCAGAUUUAAGAAAAAAACUGGCCGAGGAGGAGAAGGCUCGGAAGAGUGCUGACUCGGCUUUGGAGAGCGCUGAGUGGCAGGCUGAGGAUCAGAGGCAGGGCCUUCGUGAGGCCAAUGACCAGCUGGCUUCUUACAAGGAGCAAAUAGCAGCCCUCAAGAAGAAACUGGAAGAAGCCCAAAAGCUUAAGGAUCAUGCUGAAAAAUUGAGAGCUGAGGCCAAGAAGGCAAAAAUAGAGGUCGAGAAGGCUAGAGACGAGGCUGAACAGCAUGGUUACGAUGUUGGCAUAGCCGAGACAGGGGAUACCCUCCAGGCAGAGGUCCCUGCCGUAUGUCGAGCCUACUCCAUACGUGCCUCGGACCUUCCUCCUAAUCAAGAUGAGGUGGCCUCUAUAGUUGCUGACCCGGUCGAGGAAGCACAACCUCAGAAUCUUCUUCCUCCCAAUCAGCAGGAGCAGUCAAAGGAACCUGAAGUUUCGAAGGAAACAUCCUCGGACAAGGCCACAGAGGUUCCACAAGACGGGGCAGCUUCCCAAGGUUUUGAACAGGCUUUAGCUUUAAUUACUAUGCCUGCUGAGGGAGCCCCCAAAGAAAAAGAGAAAGCAAUUCCUACUGAAGCGGACAAGCCAGUUAACAAAAACCCUAAGGAAAAGCUUUAG